UAGCGGAGCGGAGCGGUGAGGAUCUGAUCUCAGGACUUUGCUGUAUUGGUGAUCAGGUGGGACAUGGAACUCCCGGGACUCCGCUCACCCGCCCCACACUCCCCAUUAUCUGCCUAACACUCGGAGAGAGCGAUGAGAGGAGGACCCGGCGGGCAUUGUCUGAUGCUGGAUGUGUGGGGUCCCCCGGUUGUCCUGGAAGUGUCCGGUAUGUGAUCCGGAGGUGAGUUCAGGGAUCGCUGCUGGGCUUGCUGCUGAGCCGACCAUGAGCCCGGACAGUUGUGUGCUGCUGGACUUAGAAGGAGAGAACUUCCCUCUGUCCUCCUCCUGCUUCAACCACAGUGCCAACCACUCAGCAGAGGACUUCUUCUACCCUGGGGUCACCUAUGCCAUCGUCCCCAUCUAUGGACUCAUCAUCCUCAUCGGCCUCAUCGGCAAUGUCACCCUCAUCAAGAUCUUCUGUACUGUCAAGUCCAUGAGGAAUGUCCCCAACCUGUUCAUCUCCAGCCUGGCCCUGGGGGACCUGCUUCUUCUGGUCACCUGUGCCCCUGUGGAUGCCAGCAGGUACCUGGCCGAUGAGUGGCUCUUUGGUAGGGUGGGCUGCAAGCUGAUCCCCUUCAUACAGCUGACAUCAGUGGGGGUCUCAGUGUUCACCCUCACCGCACUGUCCGCCGACAGGUACACAGCUAUUGUAAAACCCAUGGAUAUACAAGCCAAUAAUGCUCUGACUAAGAUCUGCAUCAAAGCCGCACUUAUCUGGUUAUUAUCCAUGACUUUGGCCAUUCCGGAAGCUGUUUUCUCGGAUUUGCUACCGUUUUAUGACAAAGAAAUUAACAAAACAUUUGUCACCUGUGCCCCCUACCCUCAUUCCAAUGGACUACACCCAAGAAUCCAUUCGAUGACUUCCUUUUUAAUCUUCUAUAUCAUCCCUCUGUCCAUUAUUUCAGUAUAUUACUAUUUUAUUGCUCGAAAUCUGAUUCGGAGCGCAUACAACAUGCCAGUGGAAGGAAAUGUGCACGUUAGAAGACAGAUUGAAUCCCGAAAGCGGCUUGCAAAAACAGUCUUGGUGUUUGUUGGACUAUUUGCAUUCUGCUGGCUGCCAAUACAUGUCAUCUAUAUAUACCGCUCCUACCAUUAUUCAGAAGUGGACACUUCCGUCCUGCACUACAUCACCAGCAUCUGUGCUCGGGUGUUAGCUUUUACUAAUUCCUGUGUAAAUCCAUUUGCCCUAUACUUGCUCAGCAAGAGUUUCAGGAAACAGUUCAACAACCAAUUGUUCUGCUGUAGGCCCCGGCUCAUUGUCAGAUCGCAGAGCAUGGGAAGGAGCACCACAAGAAUGACCUCUCUGAAGAGUACCAACCACUCAGUGGCCAGCUUCAGUCUGAUUAAUGGCAAACAUAUCUGUCACGAAGGCUGUGUAUAAGAUCCAUAUGCUAUCCUUUCCUGAACAUUCGUACACUUCCACCUCCUUACUUUGUAUUUCUGUAUGUGUAAAUAAGAGAAGUAUUAUGAAUAUCCACACAGGGUUUUUGUGUGAUACAGGGAAAUUUAGCAGAUGUUGACAGUUGGUAACUCUCCAGCAAUAUAGUUUUACAACAAUCUGGUCACUUGAAUAAUGUUAUCUAAGUGACAGGAGAACCUUAAAGCUCAUAUACCUAAUUUUAUCUUUCAGACCAUCCCAUUGAGCUCCCAGACACCAGGGUACUCUUUAUGCAAUGGCAGACUUCCAACAUCGGCCGCUCUCUUUUGGAUAUCUCCAAUUAGAAGAGAGGCCUAUGUUGUGGGGUGUGGCACAGCUUCGAUAUGCGAGCAGGGGUAUUUGCAUGCACAAUGCCAUGACAGAUUAAAUGGGUUGUAAAGGUUAAUUUUUUA
This is a messenger RNA of Rana temporaria (common frog), 1869 nucleotides long. RefSeq names its product gastrin releasing peptide receptor (gene GRPR). The transcript is spliced from 3 exons. Gene Ontology annotation, biological process: G protein-coupled receptor signaling pathway. NCBI's taxonomy places the organism in Eukaryota, Metazoa, Chordata, Amphibia, Anura, Ranidae. Gene Ontology annotation, cellular component: membrane. The record is from RefSeq and is a predicted model, not a curated record. Gene Ontology annotation, molecular function: G protein-coupled peptide receptor activity. The coding region runs from base 170 to 1420 and encodes 416 amino acids.